This is a messenger RNA of Aspergillus heteromorphus CBS 117.55, 1259 nucleotides long. RefSeq lists its product as uncharacterized. The coding region runs from base 42 to 1259 and encodes 405 amino acids. The record is from RefSeq and is a predicted model, not a curated record. The transcript has 8 exons. Lineage: Eukaryota; Fungi; Ascomycota; Eurotiomycetes; Eurotiales; Aspergillaceae.
GAAUUCCCCCCUCCAACAUCCGCUUGUAUCCCAUAUCCACCAUGACUGUGCUACCCUCGUAUACCGCCGAUGUGGCGCCUCCGUCGUAUGACGAGGUUGCUCACAAGCUCGAGAAUCUGGUUGGCGGUAACCCUACCCCGGACAAGGUUCUUGACGCGGCCGAGCAGCUCUCCGAAGAGGAGAUCAAUGUGCUUGUCAACGGGGUGGAUUCCCACUGGCCCCUGGAGACCGAAAAGCAGAAGGAAGAAUUCACCAUCGGGACGGGUCAGACUCUGUCCUCUGCCGAGGGGAAGGACCAACUUCAGGCGACUGCCAUCACGGUCACUCAGGCCACCAGGGAAAUCGACAGGAUCUUUUUCGCCUUGGAGGUGAAGCUGGCUCAGAUUGAUGGGAUUCACAAGUCCAACUUUCACCCGGAAAUCACCCGACUGAAAGAGACAUACCAACAAAUUCUCGCCGAUAGCCGGGACCUCGCAGCCGGAAUCCGUGUGCGGUUAGAAGUCUUUGACAGCGUCAUCAUCCGACUCUGCGCGGAGCCCUCUAUCUCCGUGGAUAUCCGAACACGGGAGCUGAACAACUUCCUCGAGACCUCCGCAAGCUCCGAACGAGAUGUCAUCGCCAUCGAAGGCCGCUUCAACGACCUCUCCACCUCCUUCGCCAAGUUUGUCGGCACGUUCUCCGACUGGGCGAAGGACAGGGAAGGCCAGAUAACCGAGCAGAUCCGAGUCGUGCAGCACGAGCUCGACGAGCUGAACAAAACCCUGUCCGCGUUGAAUGCGUCCAUGACCGCCUUCAAGGCUGUCUGUGGAGCGACGUGGCCUUUUACCAAAGCCCUGGCGAAGUUGAUGCCGAAGUUCGCGCCGUUUAUCAUGAUCGGAGGGCUCAUCACCGCGGGUGUCUCUGUGGCAGCGAUUGCCGGCCUGGCUAUUGCCAUCAGUAUCACCGAACAGAGAAUCAUCACCAAGACCAGAGAAAAGACAAACCUACAAGAACAACUCGAACAGAUCCGACAGACGCGCUCCGAGCUGGAAGACUUCGGGAACGCCUCUCUGGUGGAUUUCGCGGAUGCCAUCAGCAUUCUCGCUGGAUCAUGGGAAAGCACGGCUGAAGAUGCGCAGAGAAUCAAAGUCUGGCUGGGAGAGGGGGCGGUUGAGGGGAAACAACCGGAGUAUAUGAGGCUUAACACGAGGUAUAAUGUGAGGAAGUAUGAUGCUAUUUCUGCGUACCUGCAGUACUACGCGAGGGGGAUUGUCUCCUAA